Eublepharis macularius is the source of this 1446-nucleotide messenger RNA. RefSeq names its product gamma-aminobutyric acid type A receptor subunit beta3 (gene GABRB3). Lineage: Eukaryota; Metazoa; Chordata; Lepidosauria; Squamata; Eublepharidae. The record is from RefSeq and is a predicted model, not a curated record. The transcript has 9 exons. The coding region runs from base 16 to 1446 and encodes 476 amino acids. Gene Ontology annotation, cellular component: synapse; membrane; GABA-A receptor complex. Gene Ontology annotation, molecular function: GABA-A receptor activity; neurotransmitter receptor activity; extracellular ligand-gated monoatomic ion channel activity. Gene Ontology annotation, biological process: monoatomic ion transmembrane transport; signal transduction; regulation of membrane potential.
GCCCGGGGCGGAGGGAUGUGGGGCUUUGGGGGAGGCAGGCUCUUCGGCAUCUUCUCCGCUCCUGUCCUGGUGGCCGUGGUCUGUUGCGCCCAGAGUGUGAAUGAUCCUGGCAACAUGUCUUUCGUGAAAGAAACUGUGGAUAAAUUGUUGAAGGGCUACGACAUUCGCCUCAGACCAGAUUUUGGAGGCCCCCCUGUGAAUGUUGGGAUGAACAUAGACAUUGCAAGUAUUGACAUGGUUUCUGAAGUCAACAUGGACUACACCUUAACUAUGUAUUUUCAACAAUAUUGGAGGGAUAAAAGACUAGCUUAUGCUGGAAUUCCUCUUAACCUUACUCUUGAUAACAGAGUAGCAGAUCAGCUAUGGGUGCCUGAUACUUACUUUCUAAACGACAAGAAGUCAUUUGUUCAUGGCGUUACUGUGAAGAAUCGAAUGAUUCGCCUUCAUCCGGAUGGCACGGUGUUGUAUGGCCUCAGGAUCACAACCACUGCAGCUUGCAUGAUGGACUUGAGAAGAUAUCCAUUAGAUGAACAGAACUGUACUCUGGAAAUAGAAAGUUAUGGCUACACCACAGAUGAUAUAGAAUUUUACUGGAGAGGUGGAGAUAAAGCAGUGACCGGGGUGGAAAAGAUUGAACUGCCUCAGUUUUCGAUUGUGGAAUAUAAACUUGUGUCCAGGAAUGUUGUCUUUGCCACAGGUGCCUAUCCAAGACUGUCACUAAGCUUUAAGUUGAAGAGGAAUAUUGGAUAUUUUAUUCUUCAAACCUACAUGCCCUCAAUACUGAUUACCAUUUUAUCAUGGGUAUCAUUCUGGAUCAAUUAUGAUGCAUCUGCUGCAAGAGUCGCCCUUGGUAUUACAACCGUACUUACUAUGACAACUAUCAACACUCAUCUCAGAGAGACUUUGCCUAAAAUCCCCUACGUCAAAGCCAUUGACAUGUAUCUUAUGGGCUGCUUUGUAUUUGUCUUCUUGGCCUUACUUGAAUAUGCCUUUGUCAACUACAUCUUCUUUGGAAAAGGCCCACAAAGACAGAAGAAACUUGCUGAAAAGUCAGCCAAAGCGAACAAUGAUCGUUCUAAGUUUGAAAGCAAUCGGGUGGAUAUGCACGGGAAUAUUUUGCUGACAUCUCUUGAAAUUCACAAUGAAGUUGCAAGCAAUGAGGUCACCACAAGUGUCACUGAUCCUCAGAAUUCAACAAUAUCCUUUGACAACUCAGGUAUCCAGUACAGAAAACAGAGUUUACAUAGAGAAAGUCUGGGAAGGCGUACAUUCGACAGAACUGGCACCCAUGCUAAGAAGGGUCAUUUACGAAGGAGGUCUUCACAACUAAAGAUAAAAAUACCUGACCUAACAGAUGUGAACGCCAUAGACAGAUGGUCAAGGAUGGUGUUUCCUUUCACAUUUUCUCUUUUCAACUUAAUCUACUGGCUAUAUUAUGUCAACUAA